Molecule: messenger RNA, 1284 nt
Organism: Babesia bigemina
Lineage: Eukaryota; Apicomplexa; Aconoidasida; Piroplasmida; Babesiidae
Exons: 1
Coding region: 1-1284 (427 amino acids)
Source: RefSeq, a predicted model, not a curated record
AUGUCAGACAGCGCGCCCCCGCCGACGGAUGGCGGAGGCGAGUCUGACGUUGCCUUCCGUCUGGAAUGCUACGGCGCCGGCGACAGCCGUGUGCUGCGCUACUUCAACGGCGCGAUUAUCCGCGAGGCUGCCUUGAAGGACUACUUCAGCGCGCGUGCUGAGCACGCGCUCUCGGAAGACGCGAGCCUGGACGCCGUGAUCGCGCGCGGCAACCACGAGAACUGGCACAUCGCCGCCUCCACCAUCUGCGUGGCCGCCAGCAUAUGGGCGCAGAAGAGCAACCCGGUCGAGUGGGACGAGGCGCGCGUCUACCAGCAGAACGCCAACCAGGUGUUCGCCAAGGCUCAUGCGCUGCUGGACUGCCUGCAGUCGUCCCGCCGGCUGCGGCUGGGACACACCGUCGCCUCGCAGGAGUGCAACAGCCAGGUGGUGAAGUACGCAAUACACAGCCGCAACACGCGGCUGCGGGAGUGCGCCGCGAGGGCGCGUGAGCUGCACGAUGUGCUGUCCCGCUCGCUGCGGCUACAAGUGAACUUUCUGCAGGUCCUGUCGGCCAUCAGGUCGCAGUUCAAGGUGCUCAUCAACGCGCGCAACCUGGUGGACGUCUCGUCCUUCGACGUGGACUACCCAGCCAGCUUCUCGGUGUUCGUGGUGUUCUACGACAUGGCCCUCCAGACCGACGACGGGGAGUCCCGGGUGUGGGAGUCGUGGGACGUCCACAAACUCUCGGCGCCGGGCGCGCCGCAGCAGUGCCUGCUGUCGUACUACGAGGACACGGGGCCGGGCGACGGCCUGAUGACCAAGAUGACCUUUCCCACGGCGGUGUCCUUCUUCAUCGAGCACGACUUCGCGCUCACGGUGAACGGCGCCCACGUACCCGUCUACAUGCGAGAGGACCACAGCCCGGUGGUGUACCGCCUGCGCGCGGCCCAGAUGUGCCUCAUCGACCGGUACAUCUUCCUCACGCUGUGCCAGGCGGCGCUGGAACCGCUGCGGUCGCAGCAGGCGAUCGCCGUCAACGGCGUCGAUGUGUUCAUCCAGAGCAUGACGUCGGAGCGCAUCUCAUUCUCAAUCGACGCCCAAGUGGUCGCCGUGCGCUACGCGGCCGCCGCCGGCCAGGAGACUGGCGACGUGACCUGGCGCCUGGCCGUGACCAAGCUCAGGGACCUUGCCAUACAGAACUGGAAGCGCCAGCUGUACCAGCGCGAGGCCGACACACCGUGCCUGCUGUUAUCGUUUUUGAGUUACGUGACCAACUUGCUCUCUAAAUUCUCGGCCCCGUAG